AUGCAAUUGAAUACCGAAACUAGAGACAGUAACCAAGAAAUUAAACGUUUAAAUACAAAAUUAGAAGAAAUAGACAGUUAUUAUAAGAAUAAAAUUGAUAAAUUAUGCACCGAAAUGAGUAAUUUGAAAAAAUAUGACAAGACAGUAAAUUUUGAAGAUAGAUCACGCAACAGAGAUAAAAGUCCAUAUUCAGGCAAAUCAAAUUAUAAAGGUUGGAACAAUUAUAGAGAAAAUAGUCCUUACCCUGAUAGGUAUAACAAUAAUAGAUACAGAGAUAAUAGUAAAGAUACAUACGAUAAUAAAGGAUACAGAGAGAACAGUAGAGAUAGGGAUAGGUCUUAUUCAAGAGAGAGGAAAAACUCUUACGACAGGUCUAAAAAUAGAAGCAAAGAUCGUGGAAAUAAUUCAAAUACCAAACAAUACAGUAGGGAAAACAGUAGAGAAAGAUACUCGAGAUCUAUAACGCCAGAGAAAUAUAAUAUAACAUGUUACAAAUGCAACAAAAAAGGACACUAUGCAAAUGACUGCCAUUUUUCAAAAAACGAAUAG
Molecule: messenger RNA, 549 nt
Organism: Aphis gossypii (cotton aphid)
Lineage: Eukaryota; Metazoa; Arthropoda; Insecta; Hemiptera; Aphididae
Product: serine/threonine-protein kinase fray2
Exons: 1
Coding region: 1-549 (182 amino acids)
Molecular function (GO): zinc ion binding; nucleic acid binding
Source: RefSeq, a predicted model, not a curated record